Molecule: messenger RNA, 1893 nt
Organism: Entamoeba dispar SAW760
Lineage: Eukaryota; Evosea; Mastigamoebida; Endamoebidae
Product: Rho guanine nucleotide exchange factor, putative
Exons: 1
Coding region: 1-1893 (630 amino acids)
Biological process (GO): intracellular signal transduction
Molecular function (GO): guanyl-nucleotide exchange factor activity
Source: RefSeq, a predicted model, not a curated record
AUGAUGGACUUAUUCCCAGACCAAAAAGAGUGUGACCAAGUAUUAAUGGAAGUUACUAGUGAUGAUGUAGCAGCAACAUGUGUAGAAGACUUAAAAUUUAUUGACUGGAAAUGUAUUGUUGGAAAAUUAACAGUUAAACAAAGAAAUAUUAUUGCAGCAAAAAUAAAAGAAGUAUCCACUGCACAAAGAAGACAAACAGAAGUACUAAAAAUGACAGGUAAUGUUAUUAAAAUGAAUCUAUUUAAACCACCAAAAUUUGCAUAUUCUAUGGAUUAUAGAUAUUGGACUGUAGAACAAACUUCUGCAUUUAUGAUUAAAACAGGUGUUCCAAAGACAGCUGCAUAUGCAGUAAAAGAUUUAGAUGGUAUUAAAUUAGUAAACUUUGAUGAAAAGAAAUUAGGGUGGUUUGAAGGAUUUAAAAUUAAAGGAGAGGUAUUAGAAAAAAUUCAUACAGCUGGGACUAUUGCACAAAAAGAAUUUGCUGCAACAGUUAUUACUCGUGCAGCAAGACAAUUUGAAUUUAGAAAAAUGAAUAAAUUGUAUGCAUAUAGGACUAAUGUUGCACAAGAAUUAUUAUCUACGGAAGAAAGUUACGUUCAACAACUAAAUUUAAUAGUUAAAUUAUUUGCUGAACCAGUCAUGACAAAACAAUUAAUUACAAUGGACCAAUAUAAAAAAAUAUUUAGUGAUAUUCAAAUGAUUCUUUCUGUUAAUGAACAAUUUCUUCAAUCAUUUCAAAAAGUUAUUUCUCAAUGGAAUAGUGAAUCCAAAAUUGGUGGACUCUUUAUUAAAUUAGCCCCAUUCUUAAAAAUUUAUGGAGAGUAUUGUAAAAAUUAUCCAGAAGCUUUAAAAGUAUUAAAAGAACUUGGAAGUGGUCAUGAAUUUUUCAAAUUUUAUUAUUCACAAAUAAGAAAUAAUGCACCUGAUGAAUAUAAAAAUUUUGAAUUAACAUCAUUCUUAAUUACACCAAUUCAAAGAAUUCCAAGAUAUAAAUUAUUAUUAAAUGAUCUUCUUAAACACACACCACAAAAUCAUCCAGAUUUUAAAGACUUAUCAAAUGGAUUUAAUAUUGUUUCUCAAGUAGCAAUAAGUGUUAAUGAAUUUUCUAGACAACAUGAAUACAUUGAUAAAGUUAAUGAAUUGAGUGAAAGAAUAACUGAUUUACCAUCUGACGUUAAUUUACAACAACCAGGUAGAAUUUAUCAAAAAGAUGGUAUUGUAUUAGCAUUAUUUAAAAAGAAAUUUGUUCCUUGUCAUUGUUUAUUAUUUUCUGAUGUAUGCAUAUUUGCACAAUAUAAAGAAGCUAUGUUAUCUAAAACAUUAAGUAAGAAAUUUACAUACAAAACUCAUUUUAAUGUAAUUGAUAUGAAGAUUGAAGAAGUUAAAGAAGAAGAAAUGCCCAAAACAAAAGAAGUUACAGCAGAAACUACUUUAAAAAUUACUUCAGGUAAGAGUCAUAUUUUUAUUGGAUUAAGGAGUAAAGCAGAUAAAGACGAUUGGUUUAAAAUAUUUGAAAUAGCUUACGAAAAAGCAGUAGAAAGAAAGAAAGUCUUUGAAGAUAAAGCAAUUGAAGCAUCUAAACAAAAAGCUGAAGUUGCUAAAAACAUGUUAGAUAUUAAAUAUCAAUCAUUAAGAACAACCCAAACAAGAAAAUGGUCAGAAAGAGGUAAAAGUGUAGCUCAAAUGAGUUGUGUAGAAAAAUGGAGAUUAGCUCAAGAAGCAAAACAAAGUAUGGCAGAAGCAGCAGCUCAUUCUAGAGUAAACAGUUCAAUCGAUAUGACUGUAUCAACUCCAGUUUAUUCAAAACAACAUUUAUCAUCUGAAAGUAAUAUAUCAGAAAAUCUUGUUCAAUCAGUUUCAAUUCCUUCAUCUCCAAAACCAGAUAUUAAAUGA